UCCGCGCCCGCGGCCGGCAGCGGUGUCUGCGCCUCAGCCGGGCUGUCGGCGGGUGCUGGUGGUGCGCUCUCCCGCCGCGGGGCUGCACAAUGGCAGUCGUUCCGUAGGAUGGAUCCUGCCGUGGCUUUUGUUCUGCAGAUCCACCCAGCCUCCUAGCAGUCAAGUACCAGGCUAUGGUUUUCUCUCUGGGGAUCUUCCUUCCGCGUUUUGCCGGCGUCUCUGAUGAGGUUUUGGCCUCGGCUGGGAUUUCACUACCUUACUUUUCGAUUGGCUUCACGCUGAAAAAAAAAAAAAAAGGGGGAUUUCUUUUAUUUUUUUCUCUCCACGCUUUUGGUUAUAAUCCAGUGUUGAUCUAGGGGGAAUAACCGUUCAGCCUGGCUGAAAAAAAAGCAUCCGUUGAAAAGUCUCAAAGAAAUAUACCACGUGAGGAAAAAAAACUGGGAGAAGAUCGGGAUAUAAUCAUUUUUUCUAUGAUAAAACUGGUGCCCCUCUUCAGGAGAACUGGUCUCAAUUUAUUAUUAUGCAACCACAAGGAUCUCUUCUUUCUCAGGGUGUAUAAGCUGCUGGAUUGCUUUUCGCCCAAAUCAAUGUGGUUUCUUUGGAACAUUUUCAGCAAAGGAUCGCAUAUGCUGCAGUGUCUUUGUGGCAAGAGUCUUAAGAAAAACAAGAACCAAACUGAUCCCCAGCUCAAGGGUAUAGUGACCAGGUUAUAUUGCAGGCAAGGCUACUACUUGCAAAUGCACCCCGAUGGAAGUCUCGAUGGAACCAAGGAUGACAGCAGUAAUUCUACGUUAUUCAACCUUAUACCAGUGGGACUUCGAGUUGUUGCUAUCCAGGGUGUAAAGACUGGGUUGUAUAUAGCCCUGAAUGGAGAAGGUUUCCUCUACACAUCAGAACUUUUUACACCAGAAUGCAAAUUCAAGGAGUCUGUUUUUGAAAAUUAUUAUGUAAUCUACUCAUCCAUGCUCUACAGACAACAGGAGUCCGGGAGAGCCUGGUUCUUGGGGCUGAACAAAGAAGGGCAGGUCAUGAAAGGAAACAGAGUGAAGAAAACAAAACCAGCAGCUCAUUUUCUACCCAAGCCAUUGGAAGUUGCCAUGUAUCGAGAGCCGUCUUUGCAUGAUAUUGGAGAAACAGUGCCAAAGGCUGGGGUAACUCCAAGUAAAAGCACAAGUGCAUCUGCAAUAAUGAAUGGCGGCAAACCAGUUACCAAGAGUAAGACGACAUAGCCAGAUCCUCACAGGUGUUGUGACUUACUGAGUCCCGAGCACAGUUGAGCAAUUUAUCCUUGCCAGACUUCCCCUCUGCAGUGUCUGUGGAUCAGCUUGCGUCAAGUCACAGGCUUGCCCGUUGCUGUUGCUGAACUGAGUUGUUGCAAGAGGAUAAAUCUCAACAUGUAGCUCCACCCACAACAAGAAGACACCUGGAUGAACCAGCUAAACUCAGACCAUGGAAUGCCCUACCAGAUAUUGGAAUGCCUUUUUAAUAUCUUUUCUGUGACUGUGACACUUCAUGUGAAUGACAUACUUCACAAGUACACUUGAUACCUUGCCUGCUGACAAUUGCCCAUAAUCUCUUUUUGAGUCCAGUUUCAGCAAAAUCCAUGUGUUUAAGUUCUAUUUUGUAGCACACAAAUAAUCAAGUAAUUUCUAGUUAGAUGCUGUAAACCUGUGCUAUUAUGGAUUUCUCUUCUUCCCUUUUUUAUAAGGCUGCUCGCUCCACUGUCUGUGACUUUUUGCAGGGAUUGUGUUUCUCUAUAACUUAAGUGUUGCCGGUGGCUUAGUUCUGAAAGCAAUCAGGGAAUCAGGAAGCCUUCAAAAAUCUAUUAUUACAAAUUAUAUCUAUAAAGAAUAGGAUUGUUGUCUCUGGCUUACAAUAUUGAUUAAAUGUGAAUACUCCAGUAACAGAUACUGUGCUUCUGAGGUUGGCAUUAUAGUGAAGGGAAGAGUGUCAAACACAACCAACAGGAAGUUUUCUGAAAGGAGUGUUUGGCAUCCCCCUAUAGUUUCUUUUUGUGUGUGUGUUUUAUACAUAUCACAGGCUUACUGGUAAUGGUAACAUUUGCCUUGCCCAGCGAGCAAGACCCACUCAUUUUUGGGAAAGUGGGUCCAAAGAAUUUUGUAGGCCUUGUAGGCCUGAAUUAAGGCUCAUUUUUCAUCUAUUAAAUCUUCAUUGUUUGAAAAACAACCACCACCGAUAAAAAAAAUAAAAAAUAAAAUAAGACUAACCAGAAUUGCGCUACCUAAAUCCAUUUCAAAUAUAAUCCUUUCCUGUUUUUAAGGAACUUGAACUUAAUGCCAUUGUUACUUUUGGCUGAAUCUCACACCUACUUAGCAAAGCAUGGGCAAGGAUGUUGUUGUGUUCUUUUUUGCAGCACCAAUGCAAAGGGUAGUUACAAAUCAUAGUUUAAUAUUUCUGGUGUUUUAAAAAAAAAAAAAAAAAGAAAAGAAAAAAGUUUUAAAACUGGACAUAUUACAAAACUUUAUUUUUAUUUUUAGCAAAGCAUGCAAAGUCCGGUCCUGUGUAUCUCACUGAUAUCCCAGUACGUACCUCCACCCAGCUUUCUAGGAUAAUUUGCCCAACAAAUUACUAGAUUGAAGGUGCCUUGCCUUGAUCUCUGUAUACUGUACUUUCUCCUACAUUAACCUAAAACAAAUCAAAAACAUCAUAAAAUUGAAGCCUUGGAUCAUAUUACCAGAAAGAACAUUGAAGCCCUUUGAGUUUGUCACUUGUGAACAAUUAAGCCAGUGUUGAGGGCAGGGAGAAGGAUUUAGAGAAGGCCACAGAGAUGCCACUGAGGUGUUGCACACUUAGUCACAGGCUUUCAGAAGACUAAAAAUAUGGGUACUAGUCUCUAUGCUUAAUGAGGUAUUUGUUUCUCAGAAAGGGCAACAAGGACCAAACUGUACCUCAGUCUGCAAAACUGUGUGGCAAUGCUCUCUUGGCCUCUUGCAUCUUGAUAUUUAAAUACAAAAAAAAAAAGGAAAUAAUCUAAUUCUUUUUUAGCAUUGUAUUUCUGGCAAUUUGUUUUAUCACAUCUUUGUGCUGAAGUCCCUAACUGAGACCUCUGGUUAUUUCAAACUCCCUGUCUGCUCAGAUGAACAACUGAUGCAGUCUGAAUGAACUCUUCGUGCUAGUUUUCAAAUAUCUUCUGUUUUUAUGAAGCGACAUUUAGUGCACUCUUCAAGGAGACUACUGUAAAGCUGCUAAAUUCUAGAUGAACUUUUUUCGCAGGCCAGACUUCCUUGUUUAUAUCUGUAAUAGGAGAACAGCAAUCUAACACUUGAUGAUGGGUCUUUCUAAGGAGGGAAUGAGUUAAGCAUGAAGCCCACUAUCUAUGUAGAGGAAAAAAAUACAAACUUACUCUAAUACUGUGAUAAAAACGCAAAGAAACUUUGACUUAGACUGUGCCCUUGCCUGCUAGCACUAACCAUGUGUGUGUGGGCGGGAAACAACACUUUGAUAAAAACUUCGGUGCACCCUUCUCAUCCCAUAUGGCCCAGUGGGAUUUGUGCGCCAUCCCAGAGGAAACAAAAGAAAACCAAAGCAGCUCACAUGGUGAGCUGGGGACUUGCUCUGCACCUGGAGGGCCCAUGGGAGGCAGCAGCCUUGACGUUGUACUGUCUGCUGGGUCCCAGAGGAGGCCCCAGGCUCUCCUACAGUUACGAGAGGAGCACUUUACAAUAUUUUGAGUAAGAUAAUACAGCUGAAGGCUACAUUCUCUUUCUCUCUCACCUGAAUUUCAUAAGAGUUCAUGAGAAGGGAAUACCUGUGUUUAUGUCCCAUCCAGCCGUCUUUUUAGUCUCCCGGUGUAAGAGCCUGGGGAGAGAUGGGGCCAAAGACCUGGCUGAGCCAUGCAAGGAGCUUCUGGUUCAUGGUCUGAUACUACAGUAGUAUUGUUUUCAACAUGAAACUUUUGAUCCUGAAUAAUUAUGAUCUGUGAAUCAGUUAGGGGGGAGGGAGGGGCUAUAACUAAGGCCAGACUUAAUUUUUGUAAGCAGUUAGUACAUACUGGAAAUACAGCAUUUUUUUCUUACCAUUUUCUGGUUUUGUUUCUAUGAGCUAAAUCCAUAUGUGUGUUUAAUCCAAUGAAUAGAUGCCCUAAAAAACAUUUUUUCUACAAUCUGUUUAAACAUAGCAAAGGGGUCUCUGUGCUUUGCUUCCUCCCUUUAAUUUUGUCUCUUGUCUCAUCUGUUGCAUGGGAAGAGGAUGGAAAGGAUGAACUGCAUGUAGUGGGUUGUGUCUAUCAGAGAACUGUUGGGCUGUAUUAUGAAAUUUACGUGCAUAUAUGCAAAAAGUUUGUCUGCAUCGUACAGUUUGUGUUUAUUCUUAUUUAUUGUAUACACAGAUUCAACAUGAUGAAUAAAGCAUUUAUAUGAAGGCAUACCGGAAAACAACAAAAAAGUUUAUGUAAGAAGUAGACUGUGCAAAACAUCAUUGCACUGGCCACAGGAUGGUGAAACUUCAUGUAAAUACGUUGGCAAACUCAGUUCUCCCCUUUUACCAUGCCAAAGAAAAUUUUAGCUCCUUAAUAUAAUACCUCUCUUGCUGUUCUCCAGAAUGAGACUUCACCAUUUUCUUCCCUCUAAAAUUAAUUUUGCUGUUAAGUGAAAGCUGUUUUCAACUGUCUGUUACUACUGAAGUACUGUAUAGUAAAACUCAUGGAAUCCAUUUGUAUUUCCAGAUUGGGUUUUUUGUACUUACAUGUCCAGCUCUCUGUGAAUCUGCAUUGUUCCAGACCUUUUGCAUGCUUACUUUGUAUUUUGUUCUUCUUCUGAGUUUUAUCUAAUCUCUGAGAGACUGUUUGCACAGCAAUCCAACCUCAUUUUACCAUUUCAUAGGUUAACACUGCACAUAAUCAUUAACUCUUUACUGGAUUUUUAAACUGUAUUUCAGCUACAGUUCUGUUUGGCAAAAUCAGUCACACCUGCACAGUUUUAGAAAUCCAGUUUAAAGUAGAUAUGAACUAAUCAACAGAGCACCAUUUUGUUGUACUUAGAAAAUUUUAUAAAUACACAAGUAUGAGAUUGCUCACAUGAUAGAGCCUAUUGAAAGGUGUCUAUAGCUUUUAAGUGCUUUGUCGUUCACAUAGCACAUCUUUUGCUUAAUUUGCUGGGGUUUUUAGCAACUCUCAAUUUUUUAAUAUACUGUCAUUUUCAUAAACUUUAACUUGUGUAGAGUCAGACUGGUUCUUAACAAACUCCCUCCCCCGCAGAUAUAAAGUAAAGCAAUUCACUUUGACAGUGGUCAUGUGGUCAUAUGGUCACACCUGAAAUAACAGUAAGAACUCUGACUUUAUAUAUAUUGGAAAACUUUUUCUUGGUUUAAAACCACUGUAAGCAAUGACUUAUGAAAGCCAGCAGUUUGGUCCAUGUGUUAAAAGUGUGUCUUGCUGAUCCAUCUGUUUACUGGAAUAAAGAAUAAAUUAUUCAGCUCCAUUCAAAUGGGAAUGCAAGUAAAAUUAGACAAAGGAGGUUAUCUUUCUUGUAAAUGCCCCUUUAGAUAAAAUCAUAUUCUGUGCAAUUAAUUUUAAAAUGUCUAAUAACAAGGGGGUUUUACGAUGACUAAGGCAAAUGCUAUAACUUAUUUUUAAAAACAUAAUAAAUUUUUUGUUCUAUUACCUAGUCACAGUAAUAUUCAACUUAGCUUUCUUCAUCCCAGUAUCAUUUGGCUGUAUCAUUUAGCUACAAAGUGAGAUGUCAUUCUGUGAAGAAGCAUCAGAAAUGGCAGAGCAGGUACAUGAUUAAAUGCUCAUCUACGUGUUUCUAAAAAGAGUAUGGCCAGGGAAAAAAGGAUCACAAGUAGGUUAAUAAUUAAUACACGCAAAUCAAUCCAGAGCUCUUUCAUAGGUAAUAUUACAGAUAUGUUAUAUACGAUAGGCAUAAUCCUGCAAGUCUAUUGUAGAAGCAUUCGGCACACUUCUGGAUUGGGUUCUUUCUCUUGUAAGAAGAAAGCAAGGCUUUAGUAUCUUUUUUUUAUAAGGUUUAUCAAUCUAACUGAUACAAAAUCCCCAUUUAUCCCAUUUUGUUUUGGCCACCUAGAUCUGCCUUUUGCCACAGGCCUGAAAACAAGGUUUUACAGACACUAGGUAUGAAGAAUCAAGCAGUAAGUUUCACUCCCUUACACCUCUUCCUGCUUUUUCAGUUCAUCUGGCAUUCCUGUCACAGGGAAUGAGGUGUAAAAUCACAAUUUAUUAAUAUAGCUAUUAUUUUCACAUAUAUGGAAUAACAAUCUUAUUCCUUCUGAUCUCAUUUUUCUAGUCAGGAAAUGAGCCACAAAACAGAUCUGCUGGGAGUUACAUCACCAGUUACCUCAGCAUGAAGAGCAGGGGGAAUGUUUUAGCAACAUUAUAAGAAACAGAAUAAAAAUUGGAAAGGAAUUUGCACAUACAUAAUAUUUUUAGUAGUCUUAGUUAAUACUUUAAGGUUUAUAGCAACAGUACCAUUUUGUUUUGACAAUUUACAUUUUAAUGAACCACUGACAGUAGCUGUCUUAGAAUAUUCUAAUAUUUUUCCAUAUGUACCUUAACAAAAACUUGGAUAACACUUUUUGAAAUGCUAUGGAUAUGUAAUCCAUCCAGUAGCCAAAAUGUUGGAGUUAAUUUUUUUUUUUUUUAAUUCUAACUAUAAAUCAGAAUCAUCUUACACCUUUUUAAGUUUAUAAACUUAAAGUGAAAGCAAAUUACGAAGUAUAAUGCAUCAAAUAUGAUAUUGCAACCCUCUAAAGAAUUGGUUUUUGUCUACGAAUGAGUACCUGAAAUACCACGGCUGAUCUACAGGAUUUAUAAAACUGCUUAUCAUGCUAUGAAACAAGUCAAAAGCAUCUACUGAACCUGGAUAAGUGUUUUGAUUAUCUAAUAUUUUCUUAUUACAGUACUAAAUGCAGAUAGAAGGAAAUCAAGGAAAACUUUGUAUCUUUCAUUGUUUACACUCUGAUUCAGCAGAUGAAUGUAUAUGUGAAAAAGCACUGAUUAUAAGAUGAUUCAGGUCAGCGGUAUUCAUAAAUAUAAAUAAACCCAACAAUCUGUGCAUUCCAGACACCAGAGUUGACAAAAUGCAUAUGUGUUAAAAUUUAAGAAAAUAUUCCUGUUAAGGUCUACAGAGUUUAAGGGUUAUAAGUACAAAAUAUAAACUAUAAUUUCAAGAUUAAAUUUACGCUGAAGAUUCUUUAUACUGUGUCAAUACAUUUUAGAGAUCUGCCUGAUAUUUUGGUUGUCUAAAAAGAGAGCAGCUAGCAGCUUUGGGACGUUUGUCAUUUUUUCUGCAUAACUUCUAUAUAAGUUAUGCAUGGAUGUUUGGUGAUUAUACUCCCUGAGAACAUGGCUUUCACAAGCUUCAUUUUUAGAAAGAAAGAAUCCAGGUUAAGGAAAAUAUUGGGUAAGAGAAAAAGCAAGCUACAUGACAAGGGGAAUUAAUAAAAGUGGUUAAAUAAAUUCAUUCACAUUUUUUGCAUUCUACUACAUGUUCUGUACCAUUGUAUUUUCCUAUUUCAAAAUUGUCCUUUCUAAAUGAAAACUAAUUUCUAGACUAAUAAUGGAAAUACUUUUUUUGGUUGAUAUAUAAUUCCCUUAUUUCUGAGUCAUGUACCUCUUCAAAAAUCAGGACGUUGGCAUCUAAACCACAAUGUUACCGUUUGGUAUUAAAAAGAAAUAUUCUCCAGCCAUUCAAUCAAUUUCUCUCUCAAUCAUGAUUUCUCUCAUGAUUUCACAAAAUGUAAACACUUUUGAAACUAAAAUGUAUGUAUCUUUUUUUGCUCUAAAGAAAUCAAGGGCUGCCAAAUCUACAUGUAAAAAAAAAAAAAAUACUCAUAUGUAAAUAAGUUAGGGAAGUCCCAAUAGUUGUGCAUCAUUCAUAACUCAAUGUGAAUUUCACACUGAGCAGCAUUUCACCAUUGGAAAAUGAAAAUAAAAGUUUUGUUCAUAUCA
This is a messenger RNA of Tyto alba (common barn owl), 7924 nucleotides long. RefSeq names its product fibroblast growth factor 14 (gene FGF14). Gene Ontology annotation, molecular function: growth factor activity; fibroblast growth factor receptor binding. The transcript has 5 exons. The record is from RefSeq and is a predicted model, not a curated record. Gene Ontology annotation, biological process: regulation of cell migration; animal organ morphogenesis; positive regulation of gene expression. Lineage: Eukaryota; Metazoa; Chordata; Aves; Strigiformes; Tytonidae. Bases 471 to 1229 code for a protein of 252 amino acids. Gene Ontology annotation, cellular component: cytoplasm.